GAGAGGAAGAAGUUGAGGGUAAUCGUGUUAAGGCCCAAGAAAACGUUAAGAGGUUAUCGAUGGGUGGAAGGAACACACACACACGCUGCAUGCGCUCGGCAUUUCUCCCUCUUCUUGUGCUGCCGUUGGUGUAUUGUAAUGCCAAUCUUAACUGGGAUGCCUGGUUUGGUUAAAAUGCCUGCCUGGAUUGCUAUACAUUACUGGAAAUAAAUUUUCCCUGGAUUAUUUUUAUUCGCGAUUAUCCCGGUAGAUGUGUGUUAGGGAUGCGUUUAAUGUGAUUGCUGUUACCCGGCAGCAUCUAUACACUAUGCAGACCGAUAUUUAACCGGAUAUUUUUGGGAUAUACCGGAUGCUCCCUUUAUGGAUAUUGAUUGUGCUGGGCCGGCGUGUGCUGUGUUCCCCUGUGGACGGCGAAUAGCACACUUUCUCUGCCAACUAUCAUUCCUAACUUUGGCCGAUGCUAUCUAUACAGCGCCCGUAAUAAUCAGCAGCAGUGCGCGUAUAUUUGGCCGGUGAUCGAUUUUUCCUGAUUGUCUCCUUAACGAUCGUGUAAUUACCCGAGCAUGACAUAUUAACAGCACCAAACGCCGCUGACCGUUAAUUAAUCUAGCGGCCGCAAUGUAAUUUACGCCGGUGUUGCAUUACUUGAAAUCGGUGUAAAAACACCACGGUACGUGUCAAUCAUCAAGGGGGGAUUUUUGCGACACUGUGUGUGUGUAAUGUUAAUCCCCGCUGUCGUCCGGAUAUGUCUCCCAUUACAUCACCCCACUGAUUUCCAUUCCCGCGCGCGCUCUCGCGCCGUUCAAUCAAUACACUCUGCGCCGCAGCAAACGGAAUUUUGUUUUCCUGCCCAAUGCUGCACCUGUUCCCGCGCGCCAUAUAUCGUUGUUAGAAUUAAUUGGAUUAGUUUGCUGUUUCGUGGGAUAGAACGCCACUAACUAAUGGCCGACCGUCGUGUGGCCAUGAUUAUUCGUCUGCCCUGUCAUUAUUGUCGUGGAGUGGCUGGCACGAUUAAGCCGGUUUAAAGUGUGUGCGCCCGCACAAUGGACAUUAGCGCACAGGCAGCGGAUGGCAAUUUAACCACGACGCAUGCAACGACACUAACGCACGACCCCAUUCACCUGCCGCCCACCUCCUCCCUGGCCCCGUCGACCUCCGCGGGGCUGCCCUUCGCCGACUUCGACAGCUACUGGCACUUCCACGUCUACAUGCUGGCCUUUGCCUUCUUCUCCGUGUCUUUCUGCUCCUUCUUCUCGGCCAUCAAUAUCCGCUCGCAAUACCCACUGCAGACCCUCAUGUUCAUGGCCUGCAUCUUCAUUAUGGCCUUCGGAUUGGUCCGCAGCGGCUUCCUGCUGCUGGAUCCCUAUCACGCUCAAUCACGCCUGCCGGCCUCCUUGUUAACGUUCCUGUAUUCGCUCGGUUUUCCCAGUCUGACUGCCACCGUGGCCAUGACCAUCUUCUCCAUCGCCAAACACUGUCUCCGCACCGAGCCCAAAUCCUUCAUCUACCUGAUAAUUUUAUUGCAUUUUUGUUUCUCCAUCACAGCGGAAAUUAUCGCGGUCAACGAGGAAUCGUGGCGGUUAUUUCUGCAAACCGUAACGACCAUCUUUUUAUUAUGGCCGUUGGGCUUGGCGCUGCUGUUCGGCAACAUCCGGAAAUCCCUGCAAAAAAUGGACCACCCGGUGCAGCAUGCACUAAAAAAGGAGCUUAAACCGGCGGCCUCCGUCGUCGCGCUACCGCCCAAGAAGAAACGCGCCCCGAAACGCGACCGGCGGAAAUUCACUGAUUCCGCCGCCCAGACGUCGUUUCUGCAGCGCCGGCCGACACCCAAACCGAAAUCGAAAUCGUGUGGGACGAUUAAUGAACCGCCCUCCGGGGGUGGUAGCCAGCUGACUAUGCCCACCUCCUCGGUGGUCAGUAUCGACAGUCUGGAAUCAUGGGAUCAUUUUUCCUUGCAGGAUUCCCCGCGUGUAUCCCCGGUGUUAACGCGGCACUUCUCCAUGCCGGCCGUCACCCACGGAACGGCCGCCCGGCGUUUCUGGAAGCAGUUUACAUUCCGGAAGAAUCAGCAGCUGACGAAUACGUCGACCGGCUCAUCACCGGUACGCAGUAACAGCAGCAGCGGCGGCCGGAAAUUACGCAGCUUUAAUUUUCGCUGGAGGAAGCCGGUGUUGGGCGGCAGUAUGGCGGCCGCCGCUGCUCAUUACCCGGCGAAUCGUGUUGUCGAGCGUGAAGUAAUUUCCGCCGCGGACAGCGAUCAAGCCAUCCACAAGGAUCAGGAUAGUACGCUGAUUAACUACUUUACAUCGCCCGAUGUCGAACCGCUCUCCGCCGCCGUCGCCGUCGAGGGCGGUUGCCGGCCGACCGUGCAGACGGCACUGUUGCCGGUGCCGGUGACCGCCAAUAAUAACAGCAGCAGCGGAAUUAAUCUGCGCCGACUAUCCAAUACGGAGAAAUCGCUGUUGAGCGAUAAAAUGUGGAUCUCCAUUCGGGCGCAUUAUGUGCUGAUUGUUUUGUACUUGACGCUGUGUGGACUGUAUUUGUACUCCGUGUUCAAAUAUCCGGUGGAUAUUCAGAGUCUGCCGCGGGAGGUCGUCUGGGAUUGGUUUACAUUUCACAGCUGCCUCAGGACCAUGGAACUGCUCGUCAGCGUCUGCCUGGCCUACAUCCUGGACCAUGCCGGAGCCCUGGAGAACUGCAACAUCCGCCAGAGGGAGCUCUUGCGCAUUUAACACGCAAAAAAAUCAGCGGACCCCGCUUCAAUCCGAUAAGAACACACUCCUUUCUUCAACCCGCGGCGCACACACCACACCACACAACACGCAUUCUUUUCAUUCCCUCUCUUCAGAAACUGUGAUUACUUUUUUUGUGCUAGCUGUAUCGGGACGCGAUGCCAAUCGGUGGAUGAUUAAUCAAAUGGUGUGUGUGUGUUGAGUGUGUAUGCAUGUGAUAAUGGCGUCCGUAUUAUGUGUUCAGCUGUCGCGCAAUCGACAGUAUACGCGUGUGAGUGUGCUCCCUCUCGGUGUGGUAUUCUCCUCAACUGCGAUUAAUGCUCACAAAAUGACCCAUGGGGCCAAAGACUCUGCUGGGGCCACUGUUUGUUGCUUCUUACUGUGCCUGAGAAUAAUAAUAUUGUGUCUUGAUAGAUUGGC
Molecule: messenger RNA, 3152 nt
Organism: Paramacrobiotus metropolitanus
Lineage: Eukaryota; Metazoa; Tardigrada; Eutardigrada; Parachela; Macrobiotidae
Exons: 5
Coding region: 1044-2732 (562 amino acids)
Source: RefSeq, a predicted model, not a curated record